Molecule: messenger RNA, 798 nt
Organism: Penicillium cosmopolitanum
Lineage: Eukaryota; Fungi; Ascomycota; Eurotiomycetes; Eurotiales; Aspergillaceae
Exons: 2
Coding region: 1-798 (265 amino acids)
Source: RefSeq, a predicted model, not a curated record
AUGCCUGGAUUCGCAGACGAAGCCCUCGCCUGGCGGAAACGCAAGCGUGAAAAUGAAGACCCGUUAACCCGCCCAGCCUCCUUUGUCCCAUUUAUGGUGGACCACGCAAACUGCGAUCCAUAUAUCGUCCACCGACACAACCACAAUCACAGCCACGAACAAUCACCGGACAAAGACUUCGACUUCAGACCAAGAUGCAUUCCCCGCAAACGCCGCCAUCUCCAACAACUUCAACUUCAACAACAACAUCCACACCAACAACACCCACAACAUUCAUCAUACCUCCUAACCUCCACGCCUCAACCGUCUCUCUUAUCCCCAAAUAUCUACGCAACACCCCAAGACCCCUACUCACCACCGGUAUCGCCUAAAACUCUCGUCCCAAUCCCAUACCCUUCAACCACCCCUACUUCAGCACCAUCUUCAGCAACAACUACAUCUACAACACAUCCCUCCGCCCUCCGACCAUGCCACAUCUGCCAUCGCCGCCCAACAACCCGCCAAGUCCUAGAUGCCUACGCAGACUGUGAUCUCUGCGCCCAACGCGCAUGCUAUAUUUGUCUACGUCUCUGCGACGGAUCCUCAUGUCCCGGCGCAGUGCCUACACCUACAGCUGCGGCUCAUGCUGCAGGGGACGAUCCAUACGAUGAACUCGGCUGUUCCAGGCGGAAGAUCUGUUCUUCUUGUGCGGUUGAGGGGGUUUCUGAGGGCGUGGAGAUUGUUAGGUGUUUGGAUUGUGUUAGGCCUGCUGCGUGGGAGGAGUGGGCUUUGGAUGGGGAUGAGAGAAUGGGGGGUUGA